ACGUCGUCCGCUGAGGCUUGGUGUUUAUUGUUCCUUACCAUCACCGAGGAGAGAAAGGAGGCUAGCAAGGCGCCGCGCUAACAAGUAUCAAGACGUUUUCACCCGAAAUUUUAAAUACGGUUUCAAGUAGCGGAGCCCAAGUUUAACGGCCGAGGCAGGUUGACACAGGACCCAGUGGCCAUGGCAUAUGCAUACCUCUUCAAAUACAUCAUUAUCGGAGACACGGGUGUGGGGAAGUCAUGCCUAUUAUUACAGUUCACAGACAAACGCUUUCAGCCGGUUCACGACCUCACCAUCGGUGUGGAGUUUGGGGCGAGGAUGAUCACUAUAGAUGGUAAACAGAUCAAGCUGCAGAUCUGGGAUACGGCUGGGCAGGAGUCGUUCCGCUCUAUCACCCGGUCCUACUACAGAGGAGCAGCAGGCGCUCUGCUAGUCUAUGACAUCACAAGAAGGGACACUUUCAACCAUUUGACUACCUGGUUGGAGGAUGCUCGCCAACAUUCCAACUCCAACAUGGUCAUCAUGCUCAUCGGGAACAAGAGUGAUCUGGAGUCCAGGAGAGAGGUGAAGAAGGAGGAGGGGGAGGCCUUUGCCAGAGAGCACGGCCUCAUCUUCAUGGAGACCUCUGCCAAGACGGCGUCCAACGUAGAAGAGGCAUUCAUCAACACAGCCAAGGAGAUCUAUGAGAAGAUCCAGGAGGGGGUCUUCGAUAUCAACAACGAGGCUAACGGCAUUAAGAUCGGACCCCAGCACGCUGCCACCAACUCUACGCUCUCCGGCUCCCAGGGGGGGCAACAGGCCGGCGGGGGUUGCUGCUGAACCACCCCCCCCCCCCCCCCCAUUCCCUCCCCGACCACCAUCUCCUGUUUUUCCAUCCUCCGGCCUGCCCCGCCCCCCCCCCCGGCCUGCCCUGCCCCCCUCCGGCCUGCCCCGCCCCACCCCCUCUGUGUUUCUAUUGGACUGGAUGGGCUCACUAACAUUUUUCUUAACCCCUCCCUCCCCCCACGGCGUUGCCAUGGGGAAUCUAAUAGUUGUGCUAGAUGGAUGUCAGUCUAAAUACCAAGCAAGCAAACAAGCAAGCGAACACACCCAACACAGGUGUUAGAGGCAGCCCAGACCCAUGAUCUCCCUCCCUCCCUCUCCCUCUGUAAGAGCUUUGGAGCCUGUCUGUGUUGAAGGUGGUGCAGUAGAGUUCCUAGUCACUAUUGUCACAGGGCAGGCAGGAAGCUGUUGGACUGGACUCAUAUCUACCUGUUCAUCUGUCUGACAGUUUCAGAUCAUGGUUUUGUUUUUUGCUGUUUGUUUUUUUGUUUUGUUUUCUCCUCCUGUUUUCUCCCCCUCUCUCUCUCCUCCUCCUCCUCCUCCUCCCUUCUUCCACAGUUUAAGGAUGUUGUUUGCUCAUUUUUGACUUAAAAAAAAGUUGAAUUGUAUGUAACACUACAAUGACAUAAUCUAUAGUAUUUUAAUCGGUUUCACGUCGGUAAAGUGCUUUGGGAAAACUGUGGUGAACCUCCGGAAGUUUAAAUAAUAAAAAGGAAAAAAAGAAUGCGAAGUGGGGAACUGUGUGGAGCGGGAUGGCCGUGUUUAAAAUGAAGAGGAUGCAAGGAGAAGGACAAAAAAAACAUCUGGACUGUUUUAAUUCUGUAUUUAUCAGUCACAUUCUGUGUAUAUAUAGUUCUCCUUUCUUGCUUUUGGUGUUUGUCGACCAAGCUAGAAUUCUUUGAUGAAUUUGCUGGGAAAUCCAUUCUUUACGAGUAGAGCUUGAAAAUGCAACAGUAUUGCAAAAAAAAAAGGAAACCUUGCUUUGACAUAAUUUUAUGAUAUUUUACUUUAUAUACUUUUAGUUUGUCUUGACAUCAGCCUUCCAGCCCCUCCCUCUCUCCCUCCAUUUUAUCUGCCUCUCUCUGCCCUAGAUCCGCUGUGACUGUAUAGAAACUUUGGCUCAAUAGUCUGCAUUUAUCUAUUUUAAUGCCAAAUUUUUUGUUUAUCUAUGUUUCUACUAGCCACAACACCAGAAUCUGAUAGCCACUGCUCUGGAAAAAAAUAGAUCAGCUGUUUGCCUUAACGAAAAGAUUGGAACAGCAAGAAAGCAUGUAGAGGGGGGGUACUGAACAUCAGGUUUCGAAAGGAGUCAUUCCAGUACCUAAUAUGCAUAUUCGCAUACAUGCACACACACACAGAAACCCCUUCUCACAUGUUAAUGACACACAAACACACACGUUCACACACGUUCAGAGGGGAAAAACGCACACAUUCGAAACAAGCUUAUACUCGUAUACAUACAAGCCUGCAUAUAUGCAUGCAUACGUAGAUGCAUACAUAUAUAUAUAUAUAUAUAACUAUAUCUAGUUUCUCUUCUGGAUAGUUGUUUUUACAUGCAGUCUGCAGAGGUUCCUUUGCUUGCCAGUGUGUUCUGUUGGUAGGUAUCAUGGUUAACAUCUAGUCUGUGUUCUGGAGGGGCAGGGGGAAAGCCAAACCAGGAAGUGUCUCUAUGACAACCCACCCCCCCACCCCAAUCCACCCCACCCUUUGACGUUAUUGCUGUGUUGGUUCUUUAAAAAAAAACAAAAAAAACAAUGAAAAUGCUAUCACAAUAAACUAUAAUAAAACAUUCUAAACUCAAAAAGUCAUCGGAUGGUCAUGUGGAAUUGAAGAAAAACUAAUGUUUUAAAUGUUUUCGAAACUGCUUUUUUUGUAUUGAACUUUCUUUUUUUCCAAGAGUUGAUAUUUUUUGCCGCCACCCCUACAGUGAUUUAUCUGAGUGUCUGUGUUGCUAUAUGAAUGAAUCAAUUAUAUCUGAAUCAUCA
Messenger RNA from Osmerus eperlanus (European smelt), 2807 nucleotides. It is a transcript of the gene rab2a, whose product is annotated as RAB2A, member RAS oncogene family. Gene Ontology annotation, cellular component: Golgi apparatus. Lineage: Eukaryota; Metazoa; Chordata; Actinopteri; Osmeriformes; Osmeridae. Gene Ontology annotation, molecular function: GTPase activity; GTP binding. The coding region runs from base 181 to 819 and encodes 212 amino acids. The record is from RefSeq and is a predicted model, not a curated record. The transcript is spliced from 8 exons. Gene Ontology annotation, biological process: vesicle-mediated transport.